Cheilinus undulatus (humphead wrasse) is the source of this 1580-nucleotide messenger RNA. RefSeq lists its product as uncharacterized. Lineage: Eukaryota; Metazoa; Chordata; Actinopteri; Labriformes; Labridae. Bases 37 to 996 code for a protein of 319 amino acids. The transcript has 8 exons. The record is from RefSeq and is a predicted model, not a curated record.
CUCUCACGCCGGUGACUGCAGAGAAAGUAGACUACGAUGGCAGAACAUAAUAGUGGACGCCUUGCUGCCAUAGUGGUGUUUCUUAUCGGCUAUCUAAUAAGCUUGGUGUUCAACGGGCUGUCUGUAGUUGGAGUUGGUCCUUACACCACCACUACAGCCAAUGUUUCUGCAGUUUUUGACACGCAGAUCACACCUUCAGGAUGGACUUUCAACAUCUGGAGUGUCAUCUAUGUUUGGUUGACGGCCAUGGUUAUUUACAUUGUCACAGGACUCUGCAGAAAAAACGGUUAUGGCUACGUCUACUGCAGCCCCUCAGUGCUGCCAUACGGUUUCUUCAUUAGCUGGUGCAUCAAUCUGUGUUUCAAUAUUGGCUGGCUGAUUGUUUGGGACAAAGGGAUCAUGAUUGCUGCAAUGGUUUUUCUUGUCCUGGUCAUCUGCACAAACUACGCCACAAUUUCCUUUGUCUGCCAUGGACUUCAUGUUUAUGGACCCUGGCUCAAGAAGUAUCACAAAGCAGACCUGUGGUGCUACCGUGUCAUUGUCCAGAAUGGUGUGAUGAUAUACACAACAUGGACAACCAUUGCGACACUGAUCAAUCUGACCAUAGUGCUGACUUAUGAAGUUAAAAUGUCUCCAACGGAUGCUGCCACCAUCUCCUACUCUAUUCUAAGUGUUGUACUGCUUCUGUGGUGUGUUUAUUGUCCGUUUGUGUUGGAAAACCUCGUCCUUGACAAACAUGUGCGGUACAUCCUCAUCGUCUACCCCGUUGUAAUUUGGGCAUUGAGUGGAAACCUGGACAAAAACUUUGAUGCUAAAUCACCAAAUCGCAAUGGCGUCUUCAUAGUUGUGCUUCUGGCUUUAGCCUGUGUGCUGUUUGUUCUCCGUAUUAUUAUUGUGAUUUGGAGAACCAUCAAAGAUCCCCUGUAUGAAGACGUCAGUCCUGAAGCCAUGGAACCCAUGGGGAUUGCUGAGAAACAGAAAAAGAUAUUCCGUUAAUCUUUUGACAGUUGCUAUCACAGAAAACAGUUCUUCUAAAUCUUGUAGUCAUGAUUUUGUGGUCAGAUUUUGCAUUUUUAACAGAUAAUGAUCCAAUUCUGAUGAAAAAUAAUAAUUUUUAAGUUCACUCAAGCAUAUUUUGCAAAUACUUCAGCUGUGUCUGACUGAUCUCUGAACCUUUUAUGGCUUUUUCCUUUCAUAUUUUUGCAAAAACAACUCAUUAGGGUCAGAUAAGGAAACUUUUACAACUCUAUACCUAGAGGCACCACAGUGUUAUCAUCCACCUUACAGUGUACGCUUAAUGUUGUAAACAUUUACCCCCUUUUAUUGAAUAGUUGCUUAUUGUUGAUUAUUAAAGCAAUUUGUUUUCCAAUGUACAAUGUCCAAUGUCCUCCAAUGUCCUCUGUAAGGUCAGUAUCUAUAGCUUAUAAAACACACCAUUGGACAUCCCCAUUGGACAUUAUUGGUGUUAUUUUUAAAUAAAUUGGCUUUAUUUUUAUGUAUUUACUUAUCUGCACAAGGAUUUUAAAAAAACAGAUUAUAAACACAUAAAAGAUGUGUCAAUUUCAGUAAGGACACAAACU